Molecule: messenger RNA, 3877 nt
Organism: Cherax quadricarinatus
Lineage: Eukaryota; Metazoa; Arthropoda; Malacostraca; Decapoda; Parastacidae
Source: RefSeq, a predicted model, not a curated record
GUUGUCGUUCCUUGGCAUAAGCGAUCUUUCUCAAACUGGUGCAAAAAAGAAGGCUAAUGAGAAGGAGAAGUGGACAUGUCAGAACUGCAAGUUUCUGAAUGUUUGUCAUGCCAGUGAAUGCAUCAUCUGUGGCUGUGGUGCUGAUCCGGGCAACAAGCUGUCCUUAGUACCCCGGGAAAUUCUCAGUCCAGUUGCUGACGAAAAUGGCCCCACUUCUCGGCAAGCAUUAUCGAGGGUCUUCGCCAAGGCAAACAUGAGCUCAAACAGUCUAGUCUCCAAAGCGGUGAAGCUCAGUUGGAAGUGUAAACAGUGCCGGCACUAUAACUCGGCACAUAGCUCAACAUGCUCAUCAUGCAUCAAGCUGAUCGGUAGUAGUGGCAGUAGUAGCAGCAGCGGUCUGACUGUAGGUUACAGUAUUCCAGUAGAGAAUGCCAUUACACCUGUGGAGGAAGUGGAAGGAUCAUUGAUGGUGGAAAACAGUCUUUAUUUUCUUGGAAAUAAUGCUUCUGCAUUAACUUCCCCUGACACAGAAUGUAACCGUUCACCAAAGAGGCAAAUUUCUUGUACUUAUGGUCAGUUGCGAUCUAAGUUGAGCAAAUCAGAAGAUAAACCAGUGUAUGUGUCAGUGUCAUCAAGGGUUUCAGAAAGAACAAACAGUUCGAACUUUGAUAGUUUGGUUGUAAAACUUGAUGCUAACAAAAAUUACAGUGUUCACUGUAGUAAUGAUAAUGAGGAGGUAGAGACGUGGGUGUGUAAAAGGUGCACGCUUAAAAAUCCUAUUGACUUUGAAUAUUGUGAAGUGUGUGAUGCUCCUCGAAAACCAAACAUACCAACUACUCUGCCAAAGAAAACUAAAAACAUUCUUGGUAUUUCAGGUAAUGAUAUAGAAAAUGGUAAUGGUGAAACUGUUACUAGUCAAAAAUCAUGUAUUAAGCACCACACUAGAAAAACUUGUCUUCGUAAAUCUGCAAGUGAUGCAACAGAUUUAAACAUUGCUGAAUCUCUUGUCAAGUUUGUUGCCAGUAGACUCUCUUCACCAUCAGAAUCAAAUAUGUCAGGCCCAGCAAAAGUUGUGCAGGAAUCUAAGCCAGAGAAUAUGAUAGCAGUUUCACCACCCAUGGUGGACCUCACACGUGCUGCAAGUCAGGAAGAAUAUACUCUGGCUGAAUCUGAUAUGUGGUCGUGUAGCUUUUGCUCUUUUGCUUACAAUCCUUCAUGGUCAGAAACUUGUGACAUGUGUAGUAGUACUAAGGAACGAGAAAAGAGUCCAAAAACGCAAGAAGUGUUAAAUCAAGGUCUGGAUGAGGACUUUCAGUUGCUAACAACAGAUCUUGCAGAAGAAGGUAACUCACCAGAUCAAAGUUGGACAUGUAUUAAGUGUACAUUAGUAAAUCCUGGUGUGGAAAAUGCAUGUAAGGUGUGUGGGGGUUCUAGACUAAAGAGUAUCUGCUAUGUUGAUGAUGCUACAUUGAAGCGAGGAGAGUUCUGGACAUGUGUAGUGUGUACUUUAAAGAAUCCCAUUUUUGCUAGACGUUGCAAGGCAUGUAAAGCCAAGGUUGACGCACGUGGUACAAGAGAUAAACUCAGUUCAAAUAAUGAAUCUAAACUAAAGGAUUCAAGACCAAAAUCUGAACAUAUCAACAGCCCAAGCUGGAGUAUUGGUGCUCAAAAAUCCCCAAGUUUGCAGAGAAUGAGUCUAAUGGACACUUCGGCUGCUGAUGGUGGUAGGACAGUUCCCCAAAUAGAUAAUCAAAAUGGCGCUCAGUGCAACGACACAUCUCGGGGAAAUGGAGCCAUACCUAAGUCAAAUACAGUUGCAGGCUGCCAGAUUUCAACUGUGCCCCAACCUUCCAGGUCACCAUCAUCCAUGCCAAGUUCUCCUGUGGCUCGACCUAAAGAAGUGCUCACCUCUGCAUCGUCUACCUCCUCUUGGAACUGUAGUGCCUGUACUUUCAAUAACAGUGCCAGUGCUGUGUCAUGUUCUAUGUGUGGCUCUUCGCCAACUUUAGGAGAUGUUGAGAUUAGUUGGCCGGGUGACCGAACUUACAGAGGGCACUCUGAGUUGAUGGAUGUACUUAGGGAAAUGGAGGUGCAAGAUGCACUCAAUAGGUGGACAAGAAUUGUUCAGUACUGCAAAGUGAACCAACAUCCAUUUGUAGAUGAUUCCUUUCCUCCUGUGCCGAAGUCUCUAUUCUACAGCUCCUCUGAGAAGAAUGAGUCCCGUGUAACACAGUGGCUACGUCCUCAUGAAAUUGUCACCGAUUCAGAUAACCGAAACAUUAAGUGGGCAGUCUUCAGAACUCCUCUUCCAUCUGAUAUUUCACAAGGUGUUUUGGGUAACUGUUGGCUGCUGAGUGCAUUGGCAGUAUUGGCUGAGAGGGAUGAUCUUGUUAAGAAGAUCAUGGUUACUCGAGAAUUUUGCCCAGAGGGUGUCUAUCAGGUGCGUCUGUGUAAGGCAGGACGUUGGGUUACUGUGUUAGUGGAUGACCUCCUUCCCUGUGACCGUCAUUGUCGCCUGGUAUAUUCCCAAGCCAAGCGACGUCAGCUGUGGGUACCUCUCAUUGAGAAAGCUGUAGCUAAAGUUCAUGGGUGUUAUGAGGCUCUGGUGUCUGGCCGUGCUAUAGAGGGACUGGCCACGCUCACUGGAGCACCGUGUGAGAGCCUUCCAUUACAGUUUGUGACAGACACGAAUCACAUGUUUCCCACCAUCCAGGCCUCCUCUUCUCCACACGAGGAUGAUAUAGAUGAGGAUUUAAUAUGGGCACAGCUACUGAGCUCCCGUUCAGCUGGCUUCCUUAUGGGAGCAUCAUGUGGGGGAGGCAAUAUGAAGGUGGUGGAUGAAGAAUACAAGUCUCAGGGCUUGAGACCAAGACAUGCUUACUCAGUAUUAGAUGUUCAAGAUAUUGGUGGGUUUCGGUUACUAAGGCUUCGCAACCCAUGGGGUCACUAUUCAUGGCGUGGGGACUGGUGUGAUGAGUCUCCCGUAUGGACCGCUGAGCUCCGUGAGAAACUCAUGCCCCAGGGUGGCAGUGAUGGCGUCUUUUGGAUCUCUUUCCAGGAUGUCCUCAAGUAUUUUGACUGUAUCGAUAUCUGCAAAGUUCACAACAAUUGGUCAGAAGUUCGUGUCACUGGCUCUUUGCCUUCACUGGCUGACCGCCGAGCUCUCACACCAACACUCAUAACAGUUCUUGAACCUACUGAAGUGGAGUUCACUUUGUUUCAGGAGGGGCACAGAAACUCUGAAAACUCACAAAGAUCUCCAUUAGAUUUGUGUGUGGUAUUGUUUCGCACUACGACCACUGCAACUCCUACAGUUGGAGCUCUGGUGAAGCAUUCCAAACGGCAAGUGCGGGGCUUUGUCGGCUGCCAUGCCAUGCUUGAACCUGGGGCAUAUAUUGCUGUAUGCUUAGCAUUUAACCACUGGCAUACGGGGUUAGAUGUCUCUGAUGGCUACCCUGGGUAUGUGCUUGCAAUUCACAGCAGCAAACGAGUAGCAGUGGAACAGAUCACUGCACCAGCCUCCCUCUUAGCUGAUUCUCUAAUCAAUCUAUGCCUAGCAAAGGGACAGCGCCACGAAGGACGGCAAGGGAUGACUGUUUAUUACCUAACCAAGGGGUGGGCAGGGCUCGUGGUGAUGGUGGAGAACCGUCAUCCUGAUAAGUGCAUCCAGGUGAUGUGUGACUGCCGGGAGAGCUACAAUGUGGUUUCCACUCGCGCUCAGCUAAAGACCGUGGAUUCUGUUCCUCCUCUUCACAGGUAGAUGGGAUUACACCUCUGAGUGAAGCUCUCAGUAUAUUUUACUGGGAAAUAAUUAAAUUAUUGUAUAGGUAAUCAAUACAUUACGAGUAUUGUAGCGUCUUUCUUUAGGGUUCUUAUA